AUGCGAUUUAAUAAAUCUAUAACAACUGAUCAAAAACAAAAACAGGAAAAUAUUUUUAAAAAUUAUAAUUUUGAUAUUCUAAAUGAUUCUAUUAAUAAUAAUAAGAAAAUUUUAAUUGAUGCAUGUGAAACAACAUCAAAAAUAAUUGAUGAAAAACUUCAUGAAUUAAAACAACAAUCUGGUCUUCUAUGUCGUGUAUUUCGUCGUGAAAGUGGAAAUAAAAAAAAUCAUGUCGAUCAACAAUCGGUACCGUCAUAUGAAUAUCAAACAUCACCAUACAUAGAAAUGAUGUCGAAUUUAGAUACAAAACCGUCAAAAUUAUCCUCAAAUGAAUAUAUUUAUACGGAAAAAUUAAAAAUAUUAAAUAGUGAAAAAGAAAGUUUGGAAGAAAAAUGUUCUAGUUGGAAUAAUAAUGAAUCAUCAUCAAAAAUAUCUUUACCAUCAACAGAAAAUUCAAAACGAUGUAAAUCAAAACUGCUUAUGACUGUCAAUAAUAGAGAUCAUGAAUAUUACAAACAACAAGAAAUACGAUCAACACGAGCUCAAAGUUUAUACGAAGAAACGUAUGGACAUUCGCCGUCGAUUAAUACAAAUAAAAAAAAUAAUUAUCUAGUUAUGUCAAAUUCCAAAGAUUGUAAACUUUUAAUGAAAACAUUGGAUAAAAUCAAUAUUCCACAUCAAUUACCAUCUUCAUCACCCAUUGAUACUCUUAGAAGUUCUUAUUCAACAAUUAAACCACAAACUUCAUCAUUAGACAAUAGUGAUUUUCUCAAUGAUUCACCCGAUAGAUCAUCUUCAUCGUUUGUUACAAAUACGAAUGAUCUACAUAAUACUGCUAAAAAUUUAACGGCAAGACGUUUAUUAUCAACAACAUCAAAUAGUAAUUGUGCACAACGACGAUACAUUGAUUUACCAACGCGUUUGGUUAAAUCAACUCAUUCUCGACGAUUAAUAUCACAGGAACAACAAUCUGAUUUAAACAUAAAUCAACGAAAUUUAAGUGAUUAUCAUAAAAAACGAUCAAGAUCAUAUUACAAUAAAAAUGAUAGUAAUGGUAAUAAUGAACAGUUCAUUAAAUCAGAUCAACAACAAAACAAAAAAGGUCAUGAACAAAAAUCAUCAUCAUCCUUAAAUCAAUAUACUAAUAGAAUAAUGAGUACACCUAAAUUGUUGUCACCGCCGUCUAAUCACCAUUAUCAACAUAAUCACAUAAUAAAUUCAUCAUCGAUGUUGUCUCAAAUUUCUUUGCCUCUAUCCGAUUUAAUCGUUGAGAAAAAAAAUUGUUUUGUUGAAGGAUUAGAUACAACACAUCAAACAGAAUCUACACAUUGCAAAGAUUUGAUUGAUACAUCAAAAAAUAGAAUAAUAACAUCAUCAAAUCAAAGGAAACAGUUAACCGAUGAUGAGUCUAAAUGUCGAAAAAAACCAGUACAUUUUUAUGGCCAUUUAACAACUGAAAUACAACCACUAUUUUAUCCUCUUUGUUCAAAAAUAUUAGAAAAUAAAAAUUCAUAUAGAAAAAUAAUUGAAAAACCAUCUAUUCAAAUGGUCAAAGAUGAUUUUGUUGAUGUCAAUAUUGGACAAUAUAAAAUUAAUUAUGAUAAAGAUAAAAAAAUUUAUAAAAAUGAAAAGAUAUCAUCAGACAAUAUUGUUGCGAGAUCACCACAACCAUCAUCAUUGAACAAUAUUGAAAAAAUGAACAAUUUUUUUGUUCCUUCUUCUUCUUCUUCUUCUUCUUCUUCAUCAUCAAUAUUAAAACAAAAAGAAAAGGAUAAUAUCAUUUUGACAGGAGGAGUUGUUGAAAAUGAAAUAACGUCGGCCGCCGUACCAACACCACUACCAACAACGAUGACCACAAACAAUAACUCUUUUUUUUCUUCUCCGUUCUUUCCUAUUCUUAAUUCAACAAUAUUAUCGCCGACUAAACAACUACAGCAAAAAGAAAAAGAAUCUGAUGAACAAAAUCGUAAUAAUGGUGUAAAUGAUAUUAAUCAAAAACGAUUUCUAUCUGAUAAUAAUUACGAUUUUAAUUUUCGACUAAAAUCUAAACAUCAACCUUUAUUUAAUCAACAACAGCACAGUAUCAGUAGCGCUAACAAUUAUCGAGAACAGCCAGAUGAUCAAAUUAAGUCGUCUUCUAUUUAUAUCAAACAACAACAGCCCGCUGCAAUUAAUCUCAAUAUUAACAUGUCGUCCAAUAAUUUAUUAUUGAAAAAUAAUAAGAGUGCAUCAUUGACUGUUAUUAAUGUAGCAGAUAAAUCAUCACAACAAAAAACAUUAACACAAUCUUCUCGAUCGAAACGUUUACUUGGUCUACUUCGUUUUGCCAGUACGACAGUAUCAAAACGUACCAGUAAUGGAGAUGCUAUCAUCACAACAGAUUCCCAUACUGGUGACAAUAAAAAGGAUAGUGUUGAUAUAUUGUCGUCUAAAAAGAAAAAUGAGUCUGACAUGACUCAUAAUAUACAACAACGUCAGCAACAGAACAAAAAUAACAAGGAUAGUAAAUUUCAUCUUAAACGUACAUCAUCAGCACAAAUAUGUGCCCAACGUUUUAAAACAAAAGGAAUAUCAAAACGACUUAGUGCAGAUGAAACGAUUGUGAAUCCAAUAAAAAUAGGAAAUACAGUGGCAACACAAAAUGGAAAUUCAAUAUCAUUGACAAUUGGUUCGAAUGAAAUAAACGAUAUGAAAACAAAAUUAGUGUUAUCACAAACAGCUAGUCAAAUCACAGCAAACGACAAAUGUCACCAUACAAUAGGAAACGAAGUGCCAAUGUCGUCUCGAAAUGGACCCGGUGCAGCAAAUGAUUUAUUCAAGUAUAUUAACAAUGGUUCUUCAAGUGGUCUUUUAUUUCGUCCGGUGGAAACGUUGAAAAAAUAUGAGAAUGGUAACGAUACAAUGAAAGUUGAUCCUAAAACCGACUACGUAUUAUAUAACAACAGGAACAAUAAUACAGUACAACAAUCAUUUUUUUUGUCAUCAUCAACAGCCGCAUUAUUACCUAAUACUAUUAAUAAAGACAUCGAAACAAUAAGAAAUGAUGCAUAUAAUAAACAUUCAUCUAAUCUAACAACAUCUUUAUCACCAUCACUAUUGUCGUCUGAUAACAUGAAUAAAGUCAAUCAAGAUGAAUCAAAUGGUAUUAAUACUUUAACUACUUACAGUCAUUAUUAUCUUCAUCCAAAUACACAUUCUCAUCAACAGCAUCUGUCUAAUAAUAAAAAGACAAAAGAAAAUACAAACAAUCAUACAAUCAGUAACGACAGUAUAAACAGUAUGAGUACAACUAGCAACAGUUCAUCAUCGACUAAUAGUACGAGUGUUAAUCAUUCAAAUGGUUUCUCAACUAGUCCAAUAAUAAUAAAGCAACAUAACACUAAUGAUUUCGUGCAUACAAUUGUACAAGGAACAGAAAUAAAAAAGAAUGAAGAACAAGAACAGGAGAAAAAAAAAGAAGCUGAUGAAGAUGGAGAAUCAAUGUCAGUGACCCCUAUUAAAAAAUCUGUUUUGACCUUAAACAACACGCUUAUAAAUUUAAACGCAACCAAUAGUCGACAAAAGAGUGUUGUUAAUGCUGCAUUAAUCGAUUGGAAAAUAAAAUCAUCCUUAUUAAAUGGACAACAACAACAACAACAACAACAACAACAACAUGAUACAAAUAAUGAAAGUAGUAUAAAAUCACCAAUAAUCAUGUCAAAUAACUCAUUAUUAAACGAAAACAAUGAAAAGGAAAAAAAAGAAAUGAAUAUUGAACCGGGAAUCGUUCUUUCCGAUAUCGUUCAAGCAUUUUGGCAUCCACCAGUAGUUGGUAAUGAUGAAAGUCAAAAAAAUGAACUUAAUGAACAGUGUUUAUCAGAGAAUUCAGGCUAUUGUAAAGAUGAUUUGAUAUCUACAACAUCAUUUCCGAACCCAAAUCCCACAACAUCUGCCCUAUUUCAACCGAUCAUCAUCAGUUCUUCAGCAUCUGUAAACAAUGUAAACAGUGUUUGGUCAUCAACAUCUAACCUUGAUGGAUCUCAUAAUGAUUGGACCGAUCAAAGUAAUCAUUACUCAGAUUUGAGUAGAACAAAUGAUAGUGGUUUUGAUAGCACUGAGCAGCCAUACAUAAAUAUUAACAACAAUAACAAUAACAACCAGGAUGAUUUUCGUAAUAAUAAUAAAAUACGUACAAAAUCGAUUGAUAAUCACCAAGAUGGAGAUGGACACCCUUGUUUAACACCCCAAACAAAAGAAACAAGUUUAAGUAUAGCAACAUUAUAUGAAAAAAAUCGUGUUAAUGGUAAUGCACAAUCAUUUAAUAAAGACUAUAAGAAAACAAAUAGUUUUGGAAAUGGUUUUAUCAUAAAUAAACCAUUUUCAUCAAAAUCCAAUUCACCAUCAUUAGAAGGUAUAAAUAAUAAUACCGACGAAGAACAGCAAUAUAAAGAACGUUUACGAGAAAAAUCUCGAUCAAUAAAACAAACGUUUCUUAAUAAUCAUAAUUUAUUAACAUUUCGUCAACCAUCACCAUCAAAUAAGAUGAAUAUGUUUUCGAAUUAUUAUUUUCAUAAUAAUGAUGAUCAAACUACGUACGAUAAUUUACCAGAAUAUCAACGAACAAAUGAUGGCUAUUGUCUUGUACGUUCAUUAUCAAAAGAUGCUUUAAAUGACACAACAAAGUCCUAUAGUUAUAGACAAGCUUAUGAUGGUUAUGAUAAUCCAACAUCUUAUUCUCAACUCUUAUCAUCACCAUCAGCAACGAGAACCAUUCCAAUUAAUCAUUAUUCAACAUCAUUUUCACCAAAUGCUCAUUUAACCAUUACAGAGUAUCCAUCAUCAUCACCAAUCACAUUUGACAUCGAUCAUUAUCCUUCAAAACAAGAACAAAGUAGUAUUUAUGUUCAACGUCCAAAAUCAGCAACAACCACUGUCUAUCGUCAACCGGUGAUUGUCACUAGCAGUACAACAUUACAUACCGAUAAUAACAACGAAAAAAAACAGUUAUCACCGGUUAAAUUUCAUCAAAAAGAUGAUUAUUUUUCAUCAUCAAGAACAACGACAAUGAAACAUUCAAUAUCAAUGCCAACAAAUAAAAUGAUGUACACAUUAGUUAAUAAUGAAAAUCAUGAAAAUCAGACUCCUUCAAUGAGUACUUCCUCGAAUUCGGCAUCAUUGGCAUUCGUUUCGCCAGCAAAUUCGACUAUUGUCUAUUACACAAAAACAACGAAACCAUCAUCACCACUACCACCACCACCUUCAAUUACGACAAAGACAACCAAAUCUACUUCAUCAAAUGAUAGCCAUCAUCAAACAAUCGAACGGGUACCAAGUGAUUUUCAAUUGAAAAGACAAUUUUUUGAAAAUCGUAUUUAUGCUGAGUAUAAUACAGCGGCAACAACCCCAACAACAAAUCUAAACAUCAACAAUAAUAAUUGUAAUAGUGUAUUAUCAUUGAGUAAUAGUGUAUCACCCGUCUCAUCAUCUCUAUCUUCUUCGUCGUCAUUAUCAAAUAAAAAUUCUAGUCCAACGUCAACGAAUGCAAAUGGAACAACAAGAAAUUUAUCAGUACGCAUAGGCCCGAUGCAUGACAACAAUAAUAAUAAUAAUAAUAAUAAUAAUACACUUGUAAAUGGUAAUGGACAAUAUUACAAUAAGAAAAACUUAGAUUAUCAAUCAUUAUACGAUACAUCAAAGCAACAAUUAAAUCAACGAAAUGUAACCAGACGUUCAUGGAAUGAUUUACCCUCUCAGCAACAAUCAUCACGUUCAUUAACUUCGUCUGCUCGUCAAUUUGAUAAUAAUAAAAAUAAAACUACCGGUGUAUUUAACAACGAGGACGAAGCUUUGAAUACAAUGAAUUCAAAUGAUGAUGCUCUUUCACACGUAAUAGCUUCUGCUCCACCACCUGUUUCUCGUAAGCCAACUCGAAUCAGCAAACCCAUGAAUAAUAAUAAUAAUAAUAAUACUGAUUUAUUAACAAAUUCCAUGACUAGUGAUACAAAAUCAUCAUUACAACAAAAUGAUGAACAAAAUUUCGAUUCACUUAAAUCUACAACUCGACUGUUAUCCGUAUCAAAAACAUAUUCACUAGCUAAACCAGGCUUAUUUUCUGCUACACCAUUUAAUUCAUCACUGAUGGGAUCAAAAUCAAAUGAAAAUUAUCGUAAAAGUAUGAAUACUUUAUCAAAAAGUACCACCAUCAUUAAUAAUGACGCAUCUAAUUCAACAAAGUCAAAUAAUAUAAUGGGACAUCAACGUGUAGAAAAUCAGAUUCCCUUAUCAUCAUCAUCAUCAUCAUUAUCAUCAAGUAUUGUUCGUACACCACCAAAACGUUAUAAAUCGCGUGAAGAAUAUGAAUUUGAAACAAAUCUAAAGGCAUAUGCUAGUCGUCAUCCAAAUAAUAAACAAUUGUAUGAACUAGCUCUAUCGCCAACAGACCAUCGAUUAAGCACAGAUUAUACACGUUCUCUUUUUCCCGCUCCAGAUAGAUCGAGGCGAACAAAAUCAAGAGCCAAUGCAGGAGAAAGACUUGACACCACUGAUAUAUCCAGUUUACCUGAUUAUUUACAACGAACAGUAUUUAGUGAUAGUGUUGAUCCAAGUGAUAUUCAAGCAGAAGAACUCAUUUUAAGUUUACAACGACGAUUACAAACGUUAAAAGAAAAUCAACUUGAAAUAACAAAUGAAACGGAACAAAAUACACUAUUAGGCAACAAGUUAAUUAGUAUUGUUGAGAAAUUGGCUGAACCAUCUGAAGUAGACAAAAUUAAAAUGCAUAUUAAUGAAAUUGAUACAAUAACAAAUCUUUUAUUGAGAUUAAGCAGUCGUUUAGCAAAAGUUGAGAAUGAUAUUCAAUGUUUAUCAGAAAAUACCGAUGAAAGAACAAAGAAUUGUCUAAUUGAACGUCGUGAUAAAGUGCAAUUGAAAUAUGAUGAAGCAAAAACGUUAAAAGAUGGUAUUGAUCGUCGAAGUCGUCUAGUAUGUGAUAUAAUACGAAAAUACUUAAAUGAUGAACUAUAUGCUGACUAUGAUUAUUAUAUUAAAAUGAAAUCAACAUUACACAUGGAUCUAAAAGAUAUUGAAGAACAAACACAGUUAAUUGAAAAACAAAUACAAUUAAUAAAUUUAUCAUUGACAUGUAAAACAAGUCCCAUGUCCUCUAUGACAUUGUCAUCAUCAUUAGUUUUUGACGGUGUUAAUAAUAGUUUGAACUCAUCAUCUCUUUCAUCAACUUCCUCAUCAACGACCAGCAACAAUUUAUCAACAUAUUUUAAAUCAAUUUCAACGCCAGCUUAG
Molecule: messenger RNA, 7278 nt
Organism: Didymodactylos carnosus
Lineage: Eukaryota; Metazoa; Rotifera; Eurotatoria; Philodinida; Philodinidae
Source: the annotation of a GenBank genome assembly